CCAGCUUCUCCACCUCUUGAAACAUGUGCUUCUUCGAUCAACACCGGUUCGUCUGCGGCGACUGGAAGUGGGGACACUUUCGGCAGCACUGCAACCGGGAGUAUCGGAUUGGUGAAACAUGUGGCAUGAAGCUCAUCAUGCAAACGGUGCCUGUCGGCCAGAAGUGCAAACUGUGCGAGAAGAUCGACACCAAGAUGCGGCGUCGGGCCGCCGAAGUUGAGCGCGUCAAUCGCUGGCAGCGCGAGGGGCAAAAGUUCCGAGCCUCAAUUGACAAGUCGAUGGAGAUCAUUCGAGGUUUGGAUGGAGAGAUCUAUGAGCUCAGCUGCGAACGCAACCGGAGGCUCCAGGGAAUUGGCAGCCACUGAGGAAACUGCGGCAUAGCACGGGCGUCUGGGAACUGGUUUCAUGUACAACGGUUUGGGGUCUGAACGGGAUGAAGUCCACUCGUUCGUGGAGUUUGGAAACGGGCUGACACGGAAAAGACUGAUAUUGAGAUGGGAGUGACGGAUAAGGAGCUGGCCGGGCGUUACCUCUUACAGUCGCUUGUCUUUCUAUACCUUAUUUUUCGGCUUUUAAUGAUGUAACGAUUUUCUGCACUUACGAUGAUUGGCCGUGUUCUGGAGUUGGUGAUGUAGCCGCUGUGCCAUGAAAUGGGGGCUGAGGCCGUCCAAUCCGUGAGGGUCGCGUAGCCGCAAUUAGAAGUGGGGAGGUGAUAGCGCACGGCCCCUCAGGAGCGACGCGGCGCCUCAUCCGCUGUCAUCGUGGCCGGGGCAGCGUUCGAGGCCGCCGCGGCAAAGAUAUAUGAUGGGCGCAGCGAUGGAGGCAGCGCGCCAGGAGAUGGGCGGGGAGUUGUUGA
Messenger RNA from Lindgomyces ingoldianus, 856 nucleotides. RefSeq lists its product as uncharacterized. Lineage: Eukaryota; Fungi; Ascomycota; Dothideomycetes; Pleosporales; Lindgomycetaceae. Bases 24 to 365 code for a protein of 113 amino acids. The transcript has a single exon. The record is from RefSeq and is a predicted model, not a curated record.